Diospyros lotus (date-plum) is the source of this 763-nucleotide messenger RNA. Its product is annotated as dirigent protein 22-like. The record is from RefSeq and is a predicted model, not a curated record. The coding region runs from base 36 to 629 and encodes 197 amino acids. Lineage: Eukaryota; Viridiplantae; Streptophyta; Magnoliopsida; Ericales; Ebenaceae. The transcript has a single exon.
CAACUUGGGCUGCAAACGAUGCAACAGCGAUACCAAUGGCAAUGGCUUCUUCUCUCCAAUUCCAAUAUUCCACUCUCUUCACCAUCUUCUUCUGCUUACUCCCCUUCUCACCAUUAACCCUCAUCCAUGGAACUUUCUCCGAGGACCUCCCGGAAGCCAUCUCUCUCAAGCGCAUGCAGAAGACAACCCACCUCCACUUCUACUUCCAUGACAUCGUCAGCGGCCCCCACCCCACCGUCGUCAAAGUAGCCAACGCCAAGGACAAGGACCCUCAGGCCGGGGGCUUCGGGGCCACAUUCAUCAUGGACGACGCGCUGACGGAGGGACCGGACCCAAGAUCGAAGCUGGUCGGGAGAGCUCAGGGACUGUACGCGAUGGCGUCUGAAAGAUUCCCGCCGGCGCUGCUGAUGGCGGUGAACUACGAGUUCACGGCAGGGAAGUAUAACGGCAGCAGCGUCACGGUGCUUGGGCGGAAUCCGGUGAUGAGCGACGUGAGGGAGAUGCCAGUGGUGGGGGGGAGCGGCCUUUUCCGGUUGGCUCGAGGCUAUGCUUUGGCACACACUGUGUGGUUAGAUCUAAAGACUGGAGAUGCCACUGUUGAGUACAACGUUUACGUGAUGCACUUUUGAUGAGUUUAAUGUUCUUAACUAAUUUGUAUGGUUAUUAAUUUAUUUAUAUAUUGUGAUUGUGUGUGUGUCUGUGUGUUUGAGGGUUGAGAUCUUCUUAUUAAUCAAAUAUUGGUCUGAUUGGUGUUCUGUUUUCA